AUGCAGUCUUCAAUUACUGUCGAUGAAGGUUUGUGUGAAAAGUGUUGCGAACUUUUGAACGCAGUUCUCCAAGUUUCUUCAACUAAAGAUGACGAAUCCGACAUGGAUAUUGACCACUAUAAAGUCCCAACCGACCUCCAAGCUUCAGCAGAUGGGGGCUGUCGCGGUUGCCAGAUUUUUUGGAUGCACAUGAGCUGCGGUGGAAUAGGAGAGUACUCUAUGCUUACUAUAAAGCAAGGUUAUCUGGAAAAGCGUACCUACUUUCCCACAUUGACUUAUGGUAUAAAGUUGGAAAAUACGCGUAAACUUGAUAACAUUGUGGUUUCUAUCAACAUUCCUCUCCUCAACAAGAAGACGUCUUAUCAAGAAAUACCUCCAAUUUUACGGUUGGCGAGUGGAAAUAUCGAUGAUGAACUUAUGACGCUCAUGCAAACGACUAUUAAAUGGAUAGACAACUGCAGUCAAAAUCAUGAGAAAUGUCAACGAAUACAAGGCCUCAAGGAAAAACCCAAUAUUAUACCAACUCGGUUGGUAGAUGUUCAAUCCAAUGAUGGAAGCACGGCCAGGCUUGUCAACACCAAAGAGUUGGCGAGUGACAUAAACCCAAAAUAUCUCAUUCUAAGCUAUUGUUGGGGAAUGGGGAACCAACCGGCAAAAACAACACGGAGCAACUUGCGUCAAAGAAAACACCGAAUUAUGGUAUACGACUUACCAAAAACGAUUCAAAAUGCUAUCACGAUCACAAGGCUCAUGGGGAUCCGAUAUCUCUGGGUUGAUGCACUAUGUAUCAUCCAACCAGACAAUGACGACUUUCUUGACGACUGGAAUAGCGAGGCAGCCCAAAUGGGAAACUACUAUUCUAACGCUCUAUUUUGCAUCUCAGCCUUGUAUGCAUCGGAAGGAUUCCUUGGAGAGAGGCACUCAGCCCGCUACCCUUGGAGAGAAGAAGAGGCCAUCCAGUAUGGGGAAAACUUUCUUUCUUUCCAACCACUUGAAGGAACCAUAGGUGAUGAGCCCGACCUCAAAUACAUGCCACUAAUGAGGCGUGCCUGGGCUCUACAAGAAAGGAUUCUAUCCACUCAAAGAUUACACUGGAGUGGGAUCGGUCUGUUGUGGGAGUGUGACAGUGGUCUGUUCCAAGAGAAUCAGCCGUUUCGGAAUCUGCGCCAGCAGCACAGUGAGACUUAUAGAAGAACGGAUCAUUUUUUACGGGAGAUCUUGAGUUUGCCCAAAGAAGAAGCUUUAGGAAUUGCUUGGCUCGGCAUAGCAGCUCAAUACGCUGGCAUGAAGUUGACAAAGCCAACAGAUCGUCUCGCUGCCAUUCAUGGAGUUGCCCGUCGUCUUUCAUUACAACAUAAUGUGGAAUACUUUGGUGGAAUCUUCAAGGGAUUUUAUUCAAGAGCUCUUCCUUGGGAAUGUAUGAGGAUCGGACAUGAAAGAGAUGGGUUCAUUCGAAAGGAUUUUCCUAGCUGGUCUUGGGCUUCAGCUGCGAAUUUCGGUUACAGCCUCGACUACGAUUCAAGAAACAAAUCUUUGAGAAUCAAAGAUCUCAUUCGAUAUGCCGACCCGGAACAGUCUAUUUCUCUUGAUGAAAUCAUAGACUUCAGAGACCGUUCUAAGCGAAAGCUUUUGUUACAGGCUCCUUUGGUUUCGAUGAAAAUAGGAUCACAUCAACCCAUAACCCUAAAAUCUGAGGGAUCAUAUUUUGAUUUAGUUGCAACCGUCGAAGGCCCAAUAUGGAGAGGGCGGAUAAUUUAUUGCCAUAUGGAUCGUUGGAUGAAACUUCCGGAACCGUCGGCAGUAACUCUCCUCGUAUGCAAUGGAGACAUCAGGGAAGGAUUGAGAACCGCGCUUGAUAGUGUAGUCUAUUAUAAGGGUCUAGUGUUGAGAAGAUCGGAGGAAGAUGGACCAAAUGCGUUCGUGCGGCUAGGUUUUUUCAGAGUCGGCAUUCCUUGGUCAGAGGAGGAGGAGGAGGGCGGCUAUCUAAAUGAGUGGGAAACGGAUGUCUGUUUAUUUUAG
This is a messenger RNA of Trichoderma harzianum CBS 226.95, 2019 nucleotides long. RefSeq lists its product as hypothetical. Bases 1 to 2019 code for a protein of 672 amino acids. The record is from RefSeq and is a predicted model, not a curated record. The transcript is spliced from 2 exons. Lineage: Eukaryota; Fungi; Ascomycota; Sordariomycetes; Hypocreales; Hypocreaceae.